Prunus armeniaca (apricot) is the source of this 498-nucleotide messenger RNA. NCBI's taxonomy places the organism in Eukaryota, Viridiplantae, Streptophyta, Magnoliopsida, Rosales, Rosaceae. The record is from the annotation of a GenBank genome assembly.
AUGUAUAAUAAGUUGGAUACAUCACGCAGGGAAAUUUUGCUCGACGCUAACACAGAAGCCGCACUUUCGUACUUAAAAGGAAAAGGAGCAAUGGAUUUAGAAUUCUUUCGUAAGUUUAGUGUAGACGAGGAAAAUAGGCUUGGUAAUUUGUUUUGGAGGGACCCCACUUCACUUUUGGAUUACAUUGCAUGUGGCGAUGUCCUCAUAUUUGACAGCACGUACAAAACAAAUAUGUAUGACAAGCCCCUAGCGUUGUUUGUCGAUUCGAACAGCAACUGUUCUACUGUAAUGUUUGGUUGUGCAUUAUUGCAUGAUGAGACAUUUGAAACUUACAAGUGGUUAUUGGAAACAUUCAUGGCAUCCAUGAAAGAUAAAAAGCCAAUAUCAAUAUUGACGGAUGGCUAUGAGGCGAUGCAUAAAUCCAUUGAUGAUGUGUUUCCCAUGUCUAACCAUCGGUUGUGCUCAUGGCAUGUGUCAAGGAAUGCACAGAUAACUUGA